Molecule: messenger RNA, 832 nt
Organism: Rosa chinensis
Lineage: Eukaryota; Viridiplantae; Streptophyta; Magnoliopsida; Rosales; Rosaceae
Exons: 1
Coding region: 222-587 (121 amino acids)
Source: RefSeq, a predicted model, not a curated record
GCUUCUUCAUAAGACCAACGCUGCAGUUUCUUCCUUUCUUAGAACUCAUAGAACACGUACCCGCAAAACACGCUCUACGCCAGACCAAAACCAAAGGGAGGAGAAACCAUUCAUAGAUAAGACCUGGGAGAAGAAGAUCGAGGAAGCAAAAGGAAAGCCAACGAGGAUAAAUAUUGAUCAUUCGGAGUUCUGAGUGCUCGAUCAUCUGAAUCUUAUUUUCAAUGGCGGCAGAAGCACCAUCUUCUUCUUCAUCACGUAGCAAUGUUUAUCAUCAAGGCUCCGACGACAAGGCCUUGACAGAGUCGGACUUGGCCGCCGCACAGCAGCUGAUGCAACUCAGCGACGAGGAUAACAACAACAGCAGCAGCAGUUGCGGCAGCAAGAAGAGAAGAAGUUACAAAGGGGAAGAGUACGAGACAGAUGAAGAAGGGGUCGAAUAUCAGAGCCCGCUGAGUGUGAUCACCUGCGCAAAGAUUGAAGAGAUUUUUGGGAAGGAAGACGAACAAGAUUACCAGCCAAAGAAGAAGACAAAGUCGUACCGGUCGCUUGCUGAUAUUUAUCUGACGACCAAACCAAUCAGAACAUGAAUGCAGCAUCAUCAUCAUCCUAUGGGAAUUGAAAGAGGAGAGAACUACUUAUGAAACCCUAGUGAUGGAGAUUUUAGAUUAGCUAGGCCUUAGGGGGCUUGAUUGUCUUAGUGAUUAAGUCUAUUAAUUGUUCAAAGAGCUUCAUUAUUAUAAUUUGCUUUGUUUGGUAGAAGUAUUAGUAUUAGCUGGAGAGUGCUUGCUAGCUUAACUUGUGAUUAAUAACAAAUAAGUUUAUCUACGACAUA